Messenger RNA from Oncorhynchus mykiss (rainbow trout), 1746 nucleotides. RefSeq names its product MFS-type transporter SLC18B1. Gene Ontology annotation, biological process: transmembrane transport. Gene Ontology annotation, molecular function: transmembrane transporter activity. The record is from RefSeq and is a predicted model, not a curated record. NCBI's taxonomy places the organism in Eukaryota, Metazoa, Chordata, Actinopteri, Salmoniformes, Salmonidae.
ACACCAGGCCUCCUCCAGACUCGCAUUUUGGCGAAUCCAGUGCUCUUUCUCCAGUCCUUAUUCAAGGGCACGAUAUUUCUGAGUUGUCCGCUGGCGCCGAAGAGUCAUUUAUGAAUUUAACCGGCCAGAUUGUGACACAUUUGGUUUCCCUAACUUUAUGAAGCAGUAUCUAACAUUAUUCAUGUACCAGGCAUUUCAGAUUUGAAUAGCAAUCCGGAUUAGUAGGAUAAUCUAUGAAUGACAAUAUGGAUUCUGAUGAAGUUCAACAAACAGAUGGCAGCACAUUAGAAGAAACAACAAGUAGUCCUAAUCAAAGGAUGACAAGAUAUCAGAUCCUCACAUUGACGUCAAUCGCAUCUGUCAACUUCAGCUCAAUGAUUUGUUACUCUAUACUGGGACCAUUCUUCCCCAAAGAGGCCGUGAAAAAAGGAGCCAGUCAGACUGUCAUUGGCCUUAUAUUUGGCUGCUAUGCUCUGUGUAAUCUGAUGGGCUCCUUAGUACUGGGUAAAUAUAUUGUUCAGAUCGGGGCAAAGUUCAUGCUAAUUUCAGGCUUAUUUGUGUCAUCAGUGUGCACCAUUCUCUUUGGCUUACUCGACAAAGUUCCUGACGGAGCUACUUUUAUUAUCCUGUGCUUUAUCAUAAGGUCUGUUGACGCUGUGGGCUUCAGUGCUGCAAUGACCUCUUCUUUUGCAGUUUCAACAAAAGUUUUCCCAAACAAUAUAGCAACUGUUCUGGGUAGUCUGGAGAUCUUUACAGGGCUGGGUCUUAUACUGGGACCACCAAUAGGUGGAUGGCUGUAUCAGUCGUUUGGAUACGAAUUUCCUUUCAUGGCUCUGGGAUGCUUCCUAUUUCUCAUGGUCCCCUUCAACAUGUACAUCUUACCAAGCUUUGAUGCUGAUCCUAGCAAGGACUCUUUCUUCAGGCUGUUCACGCGUCUGAAGAUAGUCCUCAUAUGCUUUGCCAUAUUCACCCUGAGUUCUGGACUCGGCUUUCUAGAUGCGACCUUGUCCAUAUAUGCCAUUGAUACGUUUAACCUGUCUCCAGGCUAUGUGGGUCUUCUCUUGCUUGGUCUGUCGUUGCCUUACUGUCUAGCCUCACCUCUGCUUGGUAUCGUCAGUGACAGGUUUCCUUCCACAAGGCCGUGGUUCAUGGUGCUAGGAGGCUUGUUUACAGCAACUGGCUUCUGGUUCUUAGGUCCUGUCCCCAUUCUGCAGAUAAAGAGUCAGCUGUGGCUGGUGGUUUUCAUGCUGGGUAUCAUAGGAUUCUCUCUUAGCAUGACUGCCAUCCCUACCUUCCCUGAAAUACUAGACUGUGCAUAUGAAAAUGGAUUUGAGGAGGGGCUGAGCACUCUGGGACUGGUGUCUGGAUUGUUUGGAGCAGUGUGGUCCUUUGGGAUGUUUUGUGGUCCAACGCUCGGUGGCUUCAUCACACAACAGCUGAGCUUUGAGUGGGCUGCUUCUGUUCAAGGAGGCCUGACCUUUCUAGCCGCUUUUUUUCUUGGUGUAUAUUUUCUCUGUCAAAGAACACGACAAGAAAGGUCUUCUCAAAUCCAGACGAAAAGACCUUCCGAUGAAGCUACCCAUCUUCUGACCUGAACAACGAUCAUCUACCAGGAACAAUUUAUAUUUUCUGCUAUGAGAAACUGGUCAAAUUAAGAUCCUACACCUGUAUAUGUACAUCGGUGCUAAACGUGGAAUGUAACUUGUAUUAAAAUAUACAACUAAGAGGAUGAUGCUACCUACACAA